Molecule: messenger RNA, 2457 nt
Organism: Agrilus planipennis (emerald ash borer)
Lineage: Eukaryota; Metazoa; Arthropoda; Insecta; Coleoptera; Buprestidae
Exons: 2
Coding region: 1727-2041 (104 amino acids)
Source: RefSeq, a predicted model, not a curated record
ACGUCUCCUACCUUCCCUCUUUUUCAGAAUUUUGAAUUUAAGAUUGGUCUUCACAACUACUAAGUUAUGAUCGCUACCUAUAUCUGCUCCCGGAUAACUCCUACAGCCCUUCACUUGUUUUUUGCAUAUUUGCCUAACAAGUAUAUAAUCUAACUGGUAUCUCCUUAAAUCACCUGGCAUCUUCCACGUAUAGCGCCUCCUAACGUGAUGUUUUAAUAAUGUGAAUAUAUUUCCUUUGUUUACCACCACCGCCAAAUUCCUUAAAUUAAGCGGGAUGGAAAAAAACCCAAACAGGGUGGUUUGUGUUGGACUGCCCUUGACCUUCGGUUAGAGGUUAUUAUGUUAGUCACGUAUUUUCGAAUCAAUGUAGAUAACUUGGGCCAAGUAAUAUCGACACGAAACUUUAUUUCUAUCUAUUGUUCGCAAAUUGUUUGUGGAUCUAUUGUGCACGCACGUGCGCAUGUAUUGGGUUUUCAAAUUUAGAUGACUCACAGAAAUCCCAACACUCCCCAAACGGUUCGAUACCACGGAACACUUAUCAUUGUGUUUUUUUUUCGUGGUUCGAAACCUUCAAUAGGGAGGAUGGAUAGUUUGUUCGUUACUUCCAUCUCAAAGGUGGGAGAUUGUCCUCUCUCAGAAGUACCAACUGUGCUCGUUCCAACCGCGGCCCUGUUGAUAUUUUCCAUUUAGAUCUCUGAUGAAGUUGACCCAAAUAUUCCCUUGAUCAACUACUCCAGAAAUGUUGCUCUACUUGGAAGAUGCGUUGCCGUCGGGAUAGACGUGUUGUCGGAAUGAAUUUAAAAUUAAUUUUCGGAACAGAAGUCAUGGACUCUCCAAUCAGGAAAUGACCGGGAGUAAGGAAGGAUAGAUCAUUAUGAUCAUUAGAAAUGGGGUUAACGGACGUGAAUUUAAAAUGGCUUCAACUUCAGUCAAUAGUGCAUUUAGCUCUUCGAAAGUGAAUGAGGCAUCGCCAGGGAUUUAAUUGCGAUUUCCCAUAAGCCACCAAAAUGUGGUGACCGACCUGGUAUGUUAUGCCUUCGUUAAGAGUCAUAUUUUUCUAUUUUAUUGGGGUGUUGUUGACUUGAUAAAAAAUUGUUUAUUUCAUUUAAUUCUGCGUUGGCACCAACAAAAGUCCUAAAGCUAUUUUAAAGUUCGUUAACAAAGUUAAAGUGACUUAGGGAUUUUCUUAAUAACUGACUUAAUCUAUUAGUUGUGUUAAUUUUACUACUAAUCUCUACUAAAGAAUUGUGAUAUUUAAACAUUAUAUUACUGAUGCUACUAAAAUUUAAAUGGAUAAUGAAGUUAUGAUAGUGUGUUAUUAAUUUAUAUAUCUCCUCUUUGUACAGGUAACAUAGUUAGAAUGAAGUCGUCCUUAGUUUCUACUGUUAUGAGGAGUUCCGUUAUGGCCAAGAUGAUUUUCAUUUUCAGUUUCUAAUAAAUCGUCUGCAACAAAAGAAAUUGGUUUUAUUUUUCUUUUUGGUUGUUAUGAUUCUAGUGGGUGUUUCGACCAAUUUUGUUUGUUUCCUAUAGGUAGGGUUGACUUUACUCUUAUUUGGAUCUUCUCGUUUUGCAAACCGCAUUCCGAUGAUGAUUGGGAGGCGAAGAACUUCUGUAGGAGGAUGCGGGAUAAGAGGGGAGAAGUUGGUAAGCGGAGAGCGCUGUCUCAUUCUAUUGUUGAAAGUUGAGUGGUGUAAAUAGAAGAAAUUGGGAAGGAUGUUUGCCUAAAAUGUAUGGAAGUGCCGUUUUGGGAAAUGUAGGACGGGUGCUGCAAUAUGAUAUAGGUGGAGUCGUUACGACGGUUGUGGCGUUAUCCGUUGUCACAACCACCACGACUGUGGCACCGGGUAAGAACAAGCUGGGAUCUGCAAAAAAGUGUGGAGGCGACGUCCCGACGUGGAGCGGUUUGGUUGUUUCUCGUGUAUUCAUUGUCCUUUCGCCAUUCAGACAAACAACCAACACAAUGGUAUCCAUCACCCGGUUGCGAUGCAACAUCUGUCGACGUCUUCGUGAAAGCUGUGACGUUGCAACAGGACUAUGUUAAGAAUGUCUUGAUUACACACCUCUAUUUUUCUGUCACAGCUGCAGAAUGUAUCACGACGAUGUUGUAAUCUGCUUCUGUCGACCUCGUCAGGGGAUUCACUCAUACCUCUGCGUCUACUUUAUCAGAUCGACGAUACACACACACUUUCCUGUCUAUUCUGUACAACUGUAGAGGAAAGGCGUCAGCUCUUUCGAUCCAUUUUGCUGACUCUAGCUUUCCACUAAGUUUUUAUUUCAUUACAUAAGUUAAUUAGUUCUUCUGAGUUUUUCUACUUCUUUUCUUCGUGCUAUUUAGUAAGUUUACGCAUACAUUGUUAUAAUCGUUAUUGUUAUUUUUUGUGGUUGUUUUGUUCCUGUUAUUGUAAAUAGUUUCUCCAUCUUUUCUUGUGAUUAUUAAAAGUCAUAAAACAAAUUCUG